GACAUCCAAAGCCGGCUGCUGCGCACAUUGGGUCCAACUUUUCUCAAGCGUGGCUGGAAUUUUGAUGUGGAGAUCAUGGGAACAGUUCGAGAUUGGGCAAAAUUGGCUCCUGACCGGGUUACAUUCAAGAACUGCUUCAAGACCCGGAAGUUUGAGGAGGACAAGGAUACUGUUCCAGUCCUGGGCAUGAAGAAUUUGGGCGAUCAUGUGAAUGCUAUGUGGCAAGACGUGGCCAAGAUGGAACAAGUCAUCUUUCCAAACAACCAGCAGAUCUAUGUCAUCUACAAGGAAUUCCUGGAGCAUGGCUACAAAGGUGCCCUCGGCACGGUUCUGAUCAAGUUCCCGCACAGAGAUGGGACAAGAUCAAUCCCUGCUGGAUCAGUAGGGCUGGUGGACGGAUUUGCGAAGAUCAUGGUGAUGCUUUCGGUGGUUCUGUUCAUCAAGGAGCUGGAACUGCUCGACCAAGCUCUAGAGGACCCUACCUUGAGGAAAACCUUGCAAAGUUUUGCCGACAUUCGUUGCAGCUACGAACACCACGAGAAUCCUUCUUUGUUCCAUCUUCAAAGCCUCAGACACUUGUCUUGCAUUCAGUGCUGCGUCUUUUUCAUUGCACAAGGGCGUACCUUAGAACAAUACGUGCAAGACCAGCAAGACAAGAGUCGCAACGCGCUGCAAAAGAGCUUGCAAGCAGCUUUUGCUGCUUGGAAAGAAGAGCUUGCCGCGGACCAAGCAGCUUUUGCUGCUGAAAAGCUGGCGUUGCCUGGCUAUCAGUUGGUUGUGUCAUCAGAUGAUCAUGAGUUGUGCGAAGGCAAGAAUUGCUGUGUCGGCACUGUUUGCCUAGACGCAUCUGGCAGCUCUUUGUCCACUAGAGUCGCAAACAAGGUUUUUGAUGCUGCUCGUUCCAAGAAGCUCAAGCUCAAUGCCUUUCCAGAUAUUUCGUCUUUGGUAGCUUCUUUGAAGCGUGGGCAUGCGGUGGAGAGCACUACAACCUACAGGGUCACCGCCCGCCAAAAUGACAGAUUGGUUAUAGUCAAGAACUUGGCGGAGAAGUGGCUUAAUGAGGAAUCAACAAGUGAUGAAGCAAAACGCAUUAUCGAGCAGCACAACAAAGAGCACAAUGCAAAUGGUGAGUAUAUGACAGCAUCUGCGCCUGCUGUAGAACCACCUCCAAAGCGAGUGAAGUUGGAAGAGGAUGCCACGGAUGUCCAACAAAAUUCCAGUCGCUGGUUCAGCUUUGAUGUCAAGAAGGAUGACCUCAUUUUCCUGGAACGCAAGUCAGUGCCGGAAUCUCUUCGGCAAAUGGAAUGCGUGGAGUCCGUGAUGAGCGUCCAGAGUAUUCUGUCGGAUUUGGAAGACCAGGGAGAG
This is a messenger RNA of Durusdinium trenchii, 1365 nucleotides long. NCBI's taxonomy places the organism in Eukaryota, Dinophyceae, Suessiales, Symbiodiniaceae. The record is from the annotation of a GenBank genome assembly.